Molecule: messenger RNA, 1632 nt
Organism: Rangifer tarandus platyrhynchus (Svalbard reindeer)
Lineage: Eukaryota; Metazoa; Chordata; Mammalia; Artiodactyla; Cervidae
Source: the annotation of a GenBank genome assembly
AUGGUGUGUUCCCCAGACUUCUCUCUGCUAAGAGACCUCUUUCUGAUCCUGCUUUUCCAGAUGUCCAUGUGGGGCUCAGACUCCUUUUCAGUGACUGGCCCCUCAGAACCCAUCGUGGCCAUGCUGGGUGCAGACACGGUGCUGCCCUGCCGUGUAUACCCAGCCAUGAAUGUGGAGAGUAUGGAGAUCCGGUGGUUUCGCAACCAGUUCUCAGAGGCUGUGUUUGUGUAUCAGAAUGGAAUGGAGCAGGUGGGAGAACAACUAGUAGAUUUCAAAGGGAGAGCCGAGUUGGUGAAAGACUACAUCACUGAGGGAAGAGUAGCUGUGAGAAUCCACAGCCUCCGGGUCUCAGACAAUGGAAUGUACAAGUGCUUUUUUAAAAAAGGAACUGAUUUCGAAGAAGCCGUUUUGGAGCUAAAGGUGAUAGGUCUAGGUUCUGAUCCUCGUGUUUUCUUGGUGGGUCCAGAAGAUGGAGGAAUAAGGUUGAAGUGCACAGGCAAGGGAUGGUUUCCCCAGCCUGAAGUACAAUGGGAAGAUGCGAAGGGAGAGAAGAUCCCAUCUGUCUCUGAGGACGAGAUACAAGAUGAUGAUGGCUUGUUUCAGAUUGAGGCAUCCCUCAUUGUGAGAGACAGCUCAAAGACACAAGUGUCCUGUUCCAUGAAGAACCCCUUCUUUGGACAAGAGCAAGUGGAAACCAUUUUUAUCCCAGAAUCCUUCUUCCCUAGGCCCUCUCCUUGGAAGGCAGCAUUUGCUGUGACUUUGGUGAUACUUGGGAUUUCGGUUGGUGCUAUUGUGUAUUUGACCUUGAAGGAACGACAGGGAAAGAAGAAACUAUCAAAAGUCAAGGGAGAAAAGGAGGAAGAAAGUAAAGCUAAAGAAUCACUUAAGAGAGAGCUUGCCAAAAGGAAAGAAUUAUAUCAGCAAGACUGGAGAAAAGCUGAGUUAUAUGCUGACUGGAGGAAGGAACAGUUCAAAGCAGUGGCUUUCACCCUGAAUCCGGAAACAGCUCAUCCCAACCUCGUCUUAUCUGAGAACAAACAACGCAUUUCUUUAAAAAAUAAUGUUCCCCAGAAUGGUGAUGCCCCGACACACGAAGACCAAGGGGAGUCUGAAGCCAUCUUCAGUGUUCUGGGCGAGAAGUCCCUCACCAUGGAGAGGCAAUACUGGGAGGUAGAAGUAAAUAUGAGGAAAGAAGAUGGAUCUGCAACUCGAUGGGCUCUGGGCAUUUGCUCAGAGACAGCGAAGAGAGAGGGCUGGUUUGUAGAAAGGCCAGAGAAGCAUUUCUGGGUUUUGAUAUACAAGGAAGGAGAAGUCAUUGUUCCCACCUCCCAGAAAAUCUCUCUGUCACUGAGGCAGCAGCUCCACAGGAUAGGAGUUUUCCUGGACUGGGAAGCUGGGAACCUGUCCUUUUAUAACAUGGCCGAUGGGUCCCACAUUUAUUCUUUUACUAGCAUCGCCUUCUGUGGAAACUUUUUUCCUUAUUUUAGUCUUUGGGGUACUGGUACAUCUUUGACCAUCUGCUCAACUUCAGAUCAUCCUGAGAAUUGUCCUGAUUCUUCUCCAAAGACCUCUCUAACUCAUUUAAAUAGCUGUGAAACAAGCAUCCCCCAAGAAUCUAACUCUCUAUUAUAA